Impatiens glandulifera is the source of this 1759-nucleotide messenger RNA. RefSeq names its product probable protein phosphatase 2C 6. Bases 129 to 1325 code for a protein of 398 amino acids. The transcript has 4 exons. Gene Ontology annotation, biological process: protein dephosphorylation. The record is from RefSeq and is a predicted model, not a curated record. Lineage: Eukaryota; Viridiplantae; Streptophyta; Magnoliopsida; Ericales; Balsaminaceae. Gene Ontology annotation, molecular function: protein serine/threonine phosphatase activity; cation binding.
CUCCUCCUCCUCCCACCUUCUCUCUCUAAGAAGCUGCUCUCAAGUCUGAACUCUCUCUCUCUCUCUCCUUGCAGUUAGUUGCUCGUGAUCCAUCGAAGAGCUCAGUGACGACGAAUGUGAGCGAUUCGAUGGAGAAGACAGACCAAUUAGAUGAUGAAGACCUUCAGAAACUAGAUUCCGUUCUCGAAAUAGCAUCAACCAGUUCUACCGUCUCAUCAACACUCGGUACCGACGAUGUUCCCGCCGGCGAUCUUUCAACCUCUGGCGGAAGCUUCGGAGAUGUUCCUUCGGUUUUAGUAGCGGAACCUGUCAUUCCGAGGCUAGACGAGCUUCCGGCGGCGAUGGAAACGGUGACUGCAGCGGUCGUAAGGGAGAAGUGCGUCGGGAGAAACAAGGCCGUUGCGUGGGGAUUCACAUCGCUAAUCGGACGGAGGAAGGAGAUGGAAGACGCUGUUGCCGUCGCUCCUACUUUUAUGUCAACGACCUGUGAAAACGUAGGCGGUUGUACUGCGCCUGGUUCACGAAGCUCGUCUGAGAUCUCACCUCUCCAUUUCUUCGGCGUCUACGACGGCCACGGCGGAUCUCAAGUGGCAAGAUUUUGUGCAGAGCGAAUGCAUGAAGUGGUGGGAGAGGAGUGGAAUCGAGCAACGGUAGUUGAUGGAAUUGAUUGGCAUGAGAAAUGGAAAGCAGUUUUCUCAAGUAGCUUUGAGAGAGCAGACAGUGAAGUAGUCAUGGCUGGAGGAGAAGCAACUGAAAUGAUUGGAUCCACAGCUAUUGUAGCUGUUAUAUCAGCUUGUCAGAUCAUUGUAUCCAACUGUGGUGAUUCAAGAGCUAUUCUUUGUCGUGGAACUCAAUCAAUCCCAUUAUCUGUUGACCAGAAGCCUGAUAGAGAAGAUGAGCUCACGAGAAUUGAAGCUGCAGGAGGAAAAGUCAUAAACUGGAACGGUGCUAGAGUUUUUGGUGUUCUUGCCAUGUCAAGGUCUAUUGGUGAUAGGUAUUUGAGGCCUUGGAUAAUAUCUGUUCCGGAAGUAAGUUUCACAAGAAGAAUGGAUGAUGACGAAUGUGUGAUCUUAGCAAGCGACGGUCUUUGGGAUGUAAUGUCAAACGACGAGGUUGCUGAGGUGGCACGUCGUGUUCUAAGGAGACGUCGCAGGGCCAAUACUACUACUACUACAACUGAUGAUGCCACCAUGUCAGCAGCCCAAUACGUUGCCGACGCUCUCACUGAAAUCGCAAUUGGAAGGAAUAGUUCAGACAAUAUCUCUAUCAUAGCUAUUGAUCUUAAAUCAAAGAGAAAGAGGAUUCAAAAGAAUCCCAUUUCGUAAAAUCUCUUAAUUUGGACCUGCUGCUGAUGCUGCUUUAGAAGAAUAUAUAACAACAACAACCACCCUUGAAAACUACUAUUACUAUAUAUCAAACCAUCGUUUUAUCGGUUUGAUUAAUCUUUCUUUCUUUCCUUACUUCCUCAGAGCACUUAGAACAUGGAAGAUGUUAUGAGGAACUGGAAUUUUUUUCUUCUUUGUUUUGUUUUGGGUGUUUGUUUACUUGAUUCGUUAUUCAUGUGUCUGUAUGUACAGUGCUGUAGUAGUGUAGAAAGAAUCAGCUUGUACAGGAAAUGGUCAUGGGCAAUCGUCGAUAAACUGACUAAGAAAUAUGCAGCCCCCCCUUAGAUGAGAUGUUUUCUACUGCAUUGUGUGUGUGGAUGGAUUUAUGACAUUUUCAUUUGGCUGUGGCUUUCAAAUUUCAGUUUCAUUUUGUA